AUGGCCCUCAAGCCUCUUCUUUGGACGCUCUCACUCACACUCUCGGCUUCCUUCACCACUGCAACGUCGUUCAACCUGUCGAGCGAGAUCACGAGGUUUGUGCCAUUGUGCGCCCGCGAAUGCUUCCGCUCUCACCUGAGCGCCAAUUAUGCCCUCACCACCUGUGGCAGCGCGCCCUCCUUGCAAUGUCUUUGCGCCAAUGUCGGGUUUUCCGGCCUUACUAUAGGGGAGGGUGCAGUGCAGUGUAUCGUAGCGGAGAAGAGCAUCGGAUUCUGUCGUGAGAGCGACGCGCCCCAAACUGUCAUCGACGCGGCAUAUUACAUGUGCGCGCACCAGUCGGGUGCUAUCCAGCCUACGCACACAGCCAUCAUCGCGACAUUGAUCCUUCCUACCUCGGGAGGCAUCAUCAUUGUGCCUCCGAGGACCACCACACCACUAAUACCCCCGACGUCGACGAUUAACUUGACAACUUCGAUCCCGACGACCCUCAUUUCGGCAACGGGCACCCCUUCCAUCCCAGAUACGCUCACGACCCUCACCAGGUCAAACACCUCUCGUACCUCCACGACGAGCAGCGUAAGCACAACACCCCCCUUGCUGCCACCAUCAUCCACGACAACUCCGUCCGCAACAGCGGCUCCGGCUCCAGGAGCCGAGGAAGCCAACUCUGGAUCCUCUGAGCGCCUGGGUACGGGCCAAGUGGCAGGCCUGGCAGUGGGCCUUGCGGCUGCCUUCGGCCUCGCCAUUCUCGCCAUCUGCCUUGCCCGCCGUAGACGGCGAAGGAACUACCCAGACGUCAAGACAGGAUUCUUCCCCGUGCGCGAGAAGGACUCGUGGGAAUUCCACCCCCAAGAAGGCCCCGCAAACAUCUUCCACAUCUCUCCACCUGUCCACCACGCGCAGUCCCCUUCCCCGCCGCCGGCCACGGCACGCACCCGGGCGAGUGGCCGUGCGAGCUGGUGGGCUGGCGCGAUUGGUCUUGCAGUAUCCCGAUCCGAGAGCCCAUCGACAGCGCUCCGUCCUCCGCCUUCACAGCAGAACCGGCCUGCCUCGCGAUUGCUCCCCGCAAAGCCCUCGCUCUCAUCCCCGAAGCCGGUCCUCUCCCUCAAGAUCCCCCAAGUCGACCUGUCAUCCUCGUCGCCCCCUCAACCGCAGGAGCAGAGAGGGUCCCAGCCGACAAACUCCCAGAUCUUUAAGACCGCUAAGCUCACGGCGCCACCCAAGAGCCAUUACAAUGCCCGAGAGAGCACAAUGACCGAGUUCGAAGAAGACGGCGCCAUCACCUCGGCCCGCUCUGCUCGCUCAAACAACAACAUCUGGAGGCCGCCCUCGGCCACGGUUGGCAACAACCCCAAGUCGGCGACGUUCUACGUUGCCGACAAGAACGGCAACUGGGUGUUAGGAGACCCCAAGAGCGCUACCCACAUGGCACAGAUCGCCGAGCUCGACGCCUCCGGCGCGACGAAGCCCUCAUACGCCGAGUCCGCCAUGCUCGCAGCCACGGCCACCACAGCGGGCAUGGGCCACGGAGCUGGGAGCCCCGUCGCCCCCUCCGCCGCUCGCUUGCCGCCGCCUCCGCUGCUUCUGCCCGCAGCGGAGAUCGUCCGUUCCGGUGCUCUCGCGGCUCCGCCAGCGGCUCACCAGUCGCGUUCGUCGAGCGUGUAUUCUCAAGGCACCACGCGGCCCAACACGGGCAUCCAGACUGGUGGUGCUCCCCAGACCAGUGGCGUACCGCACCCGGUGCCAAGCAUGUCCUUCUCCCACCCUGAGCCGCCACGCCGCCGAAGCAACUCCCUCGGCCGCCGUAGCUCUUCGAAGUCGAGGCCCGGGGCGACUGGCACCGCUCCCGCAACCGCAGCCGCGGCCAGCACCGCCAACGCUCCGAAACGCUCCGACAGCCACGACUCCCACGCCUCGGCCACGACAAUCGCAUCCUCGGUCGCGAUCUCGGAGCCCGAGCCCGACAUCGAGCAGAGCAGCCUCUCCCCCGUGGUUGAGUCGCCGGCCUCGAACGCAUCCCCGAGCGGUCGCUCCCCGGUAUCUUACCCCGCGAUCCCUGGGCGCACGAGCUCCAAGCCGCGCUACGACAACCUCCGCCUCCUGGCUCCUCCCACGCGAACUUACGGGGGAUUCCCUCCAGGCCAGCCCAGUCCCACCUUGGGGAUGAUGCAGCAGCAGCAGCAGCAGCAGGCCCGCAACGGUCCGUACAUGGCCAGCUACGACGUGCCUCGAAAACCCGUCGCCAAACCACGUCCCCCCGCCGCCGACCCGAACAGGGUGGCGACGGGCUCGCCCUCGCUCCGCCUCGUGACCCCCUCCCCUCCCUCCGGAGCGGACGGUCUGCGUCAGGAGCCCCACUGGAAGCCCGCGCAGACACAGAGGCCGCCGCAGAUGAGACCUCUCUACCCCCCGCCUCUCCAGCCGCGACGUCCGCGGAUCGAGAGCAGCGACUUCCACCCGCAACCCCAGUCGGCGACGGUCCACAAGGCGCUCUGGGGUAACCCGCCUCCGCGCAGCCAGCAGCAGUCCGACUACUCCUCUCUUCCUUCCCAGCAGCAGCAGCAACAAGAACCCCGGCCUCAGCCAAGCCAGCAAUCCUUCUCGCAGCGCCAGCGCCGCCGCUCCCAGCAACAGAGGCAAUCCCUCCAGCCCAUGGCGCUCCCUGAACAAUCCCCGCCUCCAAAGCAACCGCUCCCCGAACGGCCCCCGUCCGCCUCCCCGUCCGCGCACCACGUCGCAACGCAAGCCCUGCGCCCAACACCGACCUUCACCUCAACGCCAGCAUCAUCGUCAUCGACAACCGCGGCGGCUCCCCCGCCCCGCCCCCCGUCCCUGCCGGCGACAUCCCCCUCCGUCGCCACUCCCUCGACAACAUCCUCCCUACUCUCCAAGCGCCUCGGCUCCGAACGCGCCGCCGCCCUUACCCUGCCGACAGCCGGCAUCCGGCACAGCCCCAACUGGAGACCCCACCGGCCGGGAGGAGGCGCAGACAUGCUCCUCUCGCCCGACGCCUUCUUCCCCGCGCCCCCGGGGUUUCCGUCUCAGUCCGGCGCGAGAGCGGGGGACCUUCCCAGCACGCCGACCUGGCAGCCGAAGCUGACCCCGACACGGCGGGGUGACGAUUUGUUUCUGAAUGUGCAAUGA
Messenger RNA from Colletotrichum spaethianum, 3144 nucleotides. RefSeq lists its product as uncharacterized. The transcript has 3 exons. Lineage: Eukaryota; Fungi; Ascomycota; Sordariomycetes; Glomerellales; Glomerellaceae. Bases 1 to 3144 code for a protein of 1047 amino acids. The record is from RefSeq and is a predicted model, not a curated record.